CUUUAUGAUGUUCUGAAGAUUAUUAAUGUUAAAAUAUUAGACUUCCGUACCUGGUCUGGGUGUGAAAAAUUGUGCUUGCGUCUCUGGAGAACUCGUUUAGCUCAUGGUUUGUUUUGAACCAAAUUUGCUAUCAGGGUUAAAUUUACUUUAUAUUUACCACGAUUCAACAUAAUCACUCUGUUAAGAUCUUUCGAGGUUGCUGAAAAUUUAGAAUAAUUUCAUUCCGUUUUACCAAGAAGGGAAAUCGUAUUAAAUAAUAGGUUAUUUAAUAUAAUAGGUUAAUAAUAGGUUAUUUAAUAUGAUAGGUUAUUAAUAAUAGAUUAUUUAGCAGAAGAAAAGAAAGAAGAUGAGUAACCCGGCAGGCCGUAAGCUGCGUAUCUUGUGCCUGCACGGCUACCGGCAAGACGCCGAGACCUUCAGACGAAGAAUUGGCGCCUUGAGGAAGAAGCUUAACUCGCUGGCCGAGUUCGAGUUCGUGGAGGGGAGCCUGGAGGUGGUGGCGGGUGACGAGUCCGGUAUCCCCGGGGAGGAGGGGCGGGCCCCGGGUCGCGGGUGGUGGUUCUCGAGGGAGGACGGCUUCUUCCGGGCUACCCACCAUUCCGACUACCAGAGGGGCUUCGAGGUCCGCAAUAUAGUAUUCAUUAAUAGUGGUUUACAAAUUUGUGUAACUUACGCGAGGUUCGUGGUGUUGGUGUCGGGGUUCAAGUCUCGCUGCAGUCUACACGCCGCCUUCUACGAGCACGUCAUCCCUACGCCCUCCCUGCACGUCUGCGGCCUCGCCGACCAGAUCGUCGACGUGUCGAUGAGUGAGGACUUCGCUGCGUGUUUCUCCGACGCUAUAAUUGUACGUCACAGCGGCGGCCACUUCGUUCCCUGCACUCCGGAAGUGACGCCACCUUUAAUUGAAUUUCUCGCUAGAUUUAAACGUGCUGUAGCAGAGCAUGCACAGAAAAAUGAACAAACUUAGCUAGCCAAUAAAAUUCCUCGGCAUGUU
This is a messenger RNA of Hyalella azteca, 994 nucleotides long. RefSeq names its product esterase CG5412. Gene Ontology annotation, cellular component: cytoplasm; nucleus. Lineage: Eukaryota; Metazoa; Arthropoda; Malacostraca; Amphipoda; Hyalellidae. Gene Ontology annotation, biological process: response to retinoic acid. The coding region runs from base 347 to 967 and encodes 206 amino acids. The record is from RefSeq and is a predicted model, not a curated record. The transcript has 5 exons.